UACCUGUUGAGAUGUUCAGUACCUGUUGAGAUGUUGGAGUCGGUUAAAACCCAUGAAGCAGGUCAUACAUCGAUACGGACGAGAACCUCUUUGGUACUUGGGACAGGGGUGAGACUUGACAUGUUUAAACGUGAACACGUUACGUUUCGUUUCUUUGGAGUUCGUAGAGGCCACACAUCGUCUUAA
Racocetra persica is the source of this 186-nucleotide messenger RNA. The record is from the annotation of a GenBank genome assembly. Lineage: Eukaryota; Fungi; Glomeromycota; Glomeromycetes; Diversisporales; Gigasporaceae.